GGCUCAACUUCAAGGCAAGCAUGAGUUACAGGACUGUGGUGAUGUACAUGGAGAUCGGCUGCUUUGUGGUUUGUGUUUCUGGAUGGAUCCUGGUGUGUUCCACCAUGCCAACAGAGAUCUGGACAUGGUCUGAGGUAGACAGCAUAGUCUUGACUACUUCAAACUACUUCUCCAACCUGUGGAAGGAUUGCAUAUCGGAUUCAACUGGUGUAUCUGACUGCAAGGGAAUCCCAUCAAUGCUUGCACUGAAUUGGGAUAUUCACAUGUGCCGUGCUCUCAUCAUCAUCUCUAUUAUCCUGGCUUUCUUUGGAUCAAUUCUGGUCUUAGUGGGAAUGAAGUGUACCAAGAUUGGGGGAUCAGAAAUCGUCAAUGCAAGAGUAACAUUUGCUGGGGGGAUGAAUUAUCUUAUCGGAGGGAUGUGUUCUAUGGUUGCUUUCUCCUAUUAUGGAAACAAAAUUAGAGCAGAAUUUCAAGACCCUAACUUCAAAGCUCAGAAGUUUGAAAUAGGCGUUGGUGUCUUUAUCGGCUGGGGAGGCUCCACCUUGCUUGUUGUAGGAGGCCUUAUUUACAGUAUCUUUGCAGGGAAGGAAGGGUGCCACUCAAGCUCAAAAAGAUUCCCUGACUACCAGUACCCUGAUGCCUACAGAGUUGUUCCCACAAAAAAGAGCAUUUCGUCUUCGGCUCAUACAGAGUCUAGUGACAGCAGAAAAACAAGGACAAUCAGUAGCAGCAGAGGCAGCAGUGUCUCUGGGAUCACAAUUUCCACGAAGACAUCAGCUACAAAUGCAUAUGUGUGACCUCUUCAGAAGUGGAAAACUUUGCGUCCCUGUCCUUCAUGGAAUAUGUGGGUGGCUAUAUUUUCAGUUAUUUUAUAUUUUAAAACCAUGUUCAAACUUUAUAUUAACUUUUAGA
Molecule: messenger RNA, 912 nt
Organism: Plectropomus leopardus (leopard coralgrouper)
Lineage: Eukaryota; Metazoa; Chordata; Actinopteri; Perciformes; Serranidae
Gene: cldn10c
Product: claudin 10c
Cellular component (GO): bicellular tight junction; membrane
Molecular function (GO): structural molecule activity
Source: RefSeq, a predicted model, not a curated record